Molecule: messenger RNA, 2010 nt
Organism: Cajanus cajan (pigeon pea)
Lineage: Eukaryota; Viridiplantae; Streptophyta; Magnoliopsida; Fabales; Fabaceae
Product: cyclin-D4-2
Source: RefSeq, a predicted model, not a curated record
AAGACUUUGGCGCUCAAACCCUUCCAAUUCCUCUGUCCCCUUACCCCACACCUACACGCGCGCACUCUCACUCUCUCUCUCUCCACUUUUUACCCUAAAAAGAGGCGUUAGUUUCUUCAUAAGCCCCUCUCUUGCAGCAGUCUUUUCGGCCAAACUUCGGAAGAGAGGGGAUAGAUAGAUAGAUUUCAAGAGAGAGAGACAAUCGCAUAUAUAUAGAGAGAGAAGCGAAAGACGACUUGGGUCAAUAGUGAUUUUGUUCUUACUUCACAGAUUCUCAUUUCUCACCGUUUCAUAAGAGAUCUCCCUUCCCCUCAAAUCCUUCUCUCUAAAAGACUCAAUCUUUAAUCGCAACGCCCAGUUUUUCGUUUUGGGGUCCCCUUUUUUUGUCCCAUAAUAAAUCCAUUAUUUAUUUUUUUUCUUCUGUUGGAGAGAUUUUCGUUUUUAACAAUGGCACCCAGUUUUGAUUGCGUUUCUAGCCUUCUCUGUGCGGAAGACAACAGUAUUUUUGACGAAAACGAUUAUGGGGGUUCGGGGGAGAUGUUGGAUGACACGUGGCAGCAUCCUGGAUAUGAUCGAAGCCUUAGUUUAAGUGAGAACUUGGGUGGUCCUAUUGGGGGUUUUCCAUUGAUGAGUGAUGACUGUUUGAGAUUGAUGGUGGAAAAGGAAUUCCACCACUUGCCUAAUGGUGAUUAUGUUAAUAGGCUGAGGAGUGGAGAUUUGAACUUUGAAGCCAGAAAUGAGGCCAUUGAUUGGAUUGAAAAGGUCCGGGAGCACUUUAGUUUUGGACCUCUCUGUGCAUAUCUAUCUAUAAACUAUUUGGACCGCUUCCUUUCUGAAUAUGAAUUACCAAAAAAAGGCUGGACAAUGCAAUUGUUGGCUGUGGGGUGCUUAUCUUUGGCAGCCAAAAUGGAAGAGACUGAUGUUCCUUUGUCUCUUGAUUUGCAGGUGGGUGAAUCUAAAUAUAUAUUUGAAGCUAAAACAGUUCAGAGGAUGGAGCUUCUGGUGCUAAGCACAUUGAGGUGGAGAAUGCAGGCAGUUACUCCAUUUUCCUUUAUUGACUAUUUUCUCCACAAGAUCAAUGAUGGACAAAGUCCAAAUGGAGAUUCAAUUUUGCAAUCCAUCCAGCUUAUACUGAGUACUGUAAGAGGAAUUGACUUCUUAGAGUUCAGACCCUCGGAGAUUGCAGCAGCAGUGGCAAUACAUGUGGUGGGGGAGGCCAAAACAGUUCACAGUGAAGAAGCAAUUUCUGUUCUGCUUCAGCUUGUGGAAAAGGAGAGGGUCUUGAAGUGUGUUAAAAUGUUCCAAGAGCUGUCAUCAAACAGUGAUUCUGCUAAGGAUGCUAGUGCUUCUGUUUCUGUACCUUGUGUGCCCAAAAGCCCAAUAGGGGUGUUGGACACUGCAUGCUUCAGCUUCAAAAGUGAUGACACAAAUGCCGCUUCAUGUGCAAAUUCUCCACAUAACAAUAGUCCAGAUGCUAAAAGGAGGAGGCUAAACAAAACCUUUGGAGAAUAGCCAUUGUGGCUUGUGAUUUUCAUAGUCAUUCCUAGGAUGCUUUUCUCUAAAAAAAAAGAAGAAUAUAUUGUUAUAUGUUUUGAAGGUGCCCCUCAAGGGAAUACCAAUGACGGAUGUUGGCAAAUAGAUAGGGAACUUAAAAAAUAAAAAAUAAAAAAAGAAGCAUAAAGAGUGCCAAAAAGAUAAAGGUGGAUCGUUCCUCGGUGACAAGUGAGAGAUUUUAAGAAAUGGAAUCAACAUAUUUCAUGCUCCAACCAGGAAGUGACUACUCACACACCAGCUGUUAAAUAUUUUAUAGGUCUUUUAACAGCUAGAAAAGAGGUAGUGAAAGAGGGGGAAUAAGGACUAGCGUAUUUGUAUGUGUAAGUACAUUUUGUCUUUUUACUUUUAAAUGGGGGAGUAAAAUAGAACCCAAAAAGCAAAAAACAAUAUUAGAUACAGAGCUACCAGUAUUGUGAAAUAUUUGCGGCAUUUAUAAUAUUUUUGUCAUUAUCCUUA